Messenger RNA from Pelecanus crispus (Dalmatian pelican), 1521 nucleotides. The record is from RefSeq and is a predicted model, not a curated record. Lineage: Eukaryota; Metazoa; Chordata; Aves; Pelecaniformes; Pelecanidae.
UUUUGGCGAGCCCUGCAGGAGAUUCUCUGCUUGACCACGGGAUCGACUGCGGAGCGGACGCUCCUAGGCACGCCCGAGCAUCUUCCUCGGAGGAGUCUCCGCUGCCAGCCACUCACCACAGGAGCAGACAAAAACCUCCUGAAGCCGUGGAUUAAACGGAGAGAAGGAAAGUGGAAUGAAGUAUCAUAUGCAGAUAUGUUUUUCACCCUCCGAAACCAUCCGGAGUGGCAAAGGGACUGUGGAAUGGUGCUGCCACAGGACCCUAUGGUACUCGCCCUUGAGCGGGAAAAUAACAAAGAACUUAAAGGUAAAUUGAGACGGUGUUGCUCGGCGAGUAGUAUUGGACAAAGGUGUAUGAGAAUGAGUAAAGUCCAUCAAGCACCAGAACAAGAUCUAAUUGAUUUGCUUAAGCCUCCCCCUCGAUCACAGGAACAGGGUGCAGACUCGGACGCCACCUUCACUCCCCCGGAUAGUCCUGUAUCCUCCUGCACCAGAAAGAAAUCCACUCUAACAGCUUUACAAGCACGUCUUCAAGAGGCUGUAGGGCCUGAUGGCGGGACAAUGCUAAUUAGGGUACCUUUUUCCACCACCGAUUUAGAAGCAUGGAAAAAGGUUGCAAAGGAUUACAGGGAUGAUCCGGCACUUUUGGGAAGAGAACUGUUGGAGCAAUUGGGUGCAAAAAUUACAUUUAAAAAGGGACAAGUUACUCUGGAGGUAAAAGACCAACAGUACAUCCAAAUACUGAGUCUAUCCUUCACUAGUCUUCCUGCAGAAGGAAAAAUUAAUGAGGAGAUUCUAAACCAGGUAUAUCCCAGAGUAUGGGCCACCGAUGUACCCAGAAGGACGAAGAAUGCUUCACAUGUUGAAGUUAAAAUUAAAGAGGGCCGACAACCGGUAAGAAUUAAACAGUAUCCCCUGAGGAAGGAGGAUAAGGAAGGAAUCUGGCCAGUGAUAGAAAAAUUUUUACAAUUAGUAUUAUUGAAAGAAUGUGAAUCUGAUUUUAACACCCCUAUAUUGCCUGUCCGCAAACCUGACGGAUCAUACCGGGUGGUUCAGGACCUACGAGCUAUAAAAACUGAAGACCUCUAUCCGGUAGUGGUGAAUCCAUAUACCUUGUUGACUGUAUUGACACCUGAACUAACCUGGUUUACUGUUCUAGACCUGAAGGAUGCCUUCUUUUGCUUCCCUCUCCAUGAAGCCAGCCAGAAAAUAUUUGCAUUCGAAUGGGAAAAUCCUAAAAGUGGACGUAAGACUCAGCUCACUUGGACAGUGUUGCCACAAGGAUUUAAGAACAGCCCUACUAUUUUUGGCAGUCAACUUGCAAAAGACUUGGAAUCUUGGGAAGCCCUGUCUGAGGAAUGAAAACUGUUACGAUAUGUGGAUGACAUCCUGAUUGCCACUAAAACAAAGGACAAUUGUAUGACCUGGACACCUCUUUCCUCAGUGGAAACACAGGAGAACCAGUGCACCAUGACUGUCUGGAAACCAUCGAGGCAACAUAUGCAAGCCGUCCGGACUUGA